UCACUGGAGAACUGCCUGAAACAUUUUCAAAUCUAAUCACAUUAAAGGAACUCCGUCUUGGUGAUAAUCAAUUCUCAGGAAAAAUACCUAAUUUCAUACAAAAAUGGACAGGACUUGAAAAUUUGUGAGAUCCAUUAUUUGUUUUUCUAAAAUUUAAUUAUAUGUAUAUCUUAGUUAUUUUGUCUAUUCAUAUCUUUGCAUAUAUAUAAAGUUUAAUCAUAUUGUGACAGAGUAAUACAGGGGAGUGGUUUUACUGGGCCAAUUCCAUCUGAAAUUUCAUAUUUACUUAAUUUAGAAGACUUGAGGAUUAGUGACCUGAAUGGACCUGAGUCUAAAUUCCCACCUCUCGAUAAUAUGACAAACUUGGGAGUAUUAGACCUCAGCUAUAACAAAUUAGGAGGAGAAAUUCCAAAGUUUCUUACAUCGCUAUCAAGUAUAAAGUACAUAUAUUUAACUGGAAACAUUCUCACUGGACAAGUGCCCGCCGAUUGGACUGCACCCAUAGAUCUUUCAUAUAACAACUUCAGCAACUCCCCAGAAACAGUAACAUGUCAAAUGUCAAACAUAGGACCUCUUUCUUGUGGGCAAAGCAAAGAAAAAUGCCCAAAAUACUAUUAUUCUUUCCAUAUAAAUUGUGGUGGAGAUAGUAGUGUACAGAAAGGAAGGAUAACAUAUGAGAGUGAUUCAUAUAAGGGAGUACCAUUUAAGAAAAGUACAGUUGAAUCAUCAAAUUGGGCAAUUAGUACAACUGGUGGUGAUUUCAUGGAUAAUGUUCAUCAGUACGACCUUAUCCAAGAAAAUGAAACCAAACUUGCCAUAGUUGAUGAUGUUGAUCUUUAUACAAAGGCACGUGGUUCUCCCAUUUCUUUGACUUACUAUGGGUUUUGCCUGGCAAAUGGAAACUACACCGUCAAUCUCCACUUUGCAGAGAUCGUUUUUAUCAAUGGCACCACAUAUAGCAGCCUAGGAAGGCGUGUAUUUGAUGUAUACAUUCAGGGAGAGCGUGUUCUAAAGGAUUUCAAUAUUGCAAAAGAAGCAAAAGGAAUUGGAAAGGCAAAUAUUCAAAAUUUCAGUGCUUACGUGAGCAACAAUGAGUUAGAGAUCCGGUUAUAUUGGGCAGGGAAAGGUACUACUGGUGUUCCAUAUAGAUCACAAUAUGGCCCUCUUAUAUCAGCAAUUUCUGUCACUUCUGACUCAUUACCUGAGCACAAUCACAUAUCUACAAGGCUAAUGGCUGGAAUUGUUGCUCCAACAGUGAUAGUUAUCAUUAUCCUAAUUAUUUGUCUACUUUGGUGGAAAGGUUGUCUAAGAAAGAAAACAUCAUUAGAAAAAGAGCUAAGAAAUUUAGAUUUACAAACUGGUCUAUUUUCCUUGCAUCAAAUUAAGGCAGCAACAAACAACUUUAAUAUCUCCAAUAAAAUUGGUGAAGGAGGCUUUGGCCCUGUUUAUAAGGGUAUUUUACCAAAUGGCACUAUAAUAGCAGUCAAACAACUUUCGUCUAAAUCAAAGCAAGGAAACCGUGAGUUCAUCAAUGAGAUAGCAAUGAUCUCAGCAUUACAACACCCUUGUCUUGUUAAACUUUAUGGAUGCUGUGUUGAGGGAGAUCAACUAUUGUUGGUAUAUGAAUAUAUGGAAAACAAUAGCCUUGCGUAUGCAUUAUUCGGGCCCAAAGAGAAUGAAUUAAAAUUGAAUUGGCCAACGAGACAGAAGAUUUGUGUUGGUAUUGCUAGAGGUUUGGCUUUUCUCCAUGAGGAAUCAAGAUUGAAAAUUGUUCAUAGGGAUAUUAAGGCAACUAAUGUGUUGCUCGACAAAAAUUUAAAUCCAAAAAUUUCUGAUUUUGGUUUAGCCAAACUCCAUGAAGAGGAUGCUACUCACAUUAGUACUCGAAUAGCUGGGACAUAUGGAUAUAUGGCACCCGAAUAUGCAAUGAAUGGUUAUUUGACUGAUAAAGCAGAUGUUUAUAGUUUUGGAAUUGUUGUCUUGGAACUUAUUAGUGGAAAGGCUAAUACCAUUCAUCGAUCAAAGGAGGAAGUGUUAUAUCUUCUUGAUUGGGCACAUUUGUUGAAAGAGAAAGGCAUGCUCAUGGAGCUAGUUGAUCGAAGGUUAGGUUCAGAUUUCAAUGAAGAGGAAGUAAUGGUGAUGAUCCAAGUUGCUCUCUUAUGCACCAAUGCGACUGCAAAUCUUAGGCCUUCCAUGUCUUCAGUUCUAAGCAUGCUUGAAGGCAAAACCAUUGUUCCAGAAUUUGUUUCAGAUCAAAGUGAAUUAAUGGAUGAGAUGAAGUUAGAGGCAAUGCGACAAUAUUACUAUCAAAAGGAAGAAAAUAAAAUAAAUGAGGCCAACAAUAAUGUGUCACAUAAUGUUGUUGAAGAACAAUGGAUUGCUUCAUCUUCGUCUGACCUCUAUCCUAUGCACAUUGAUUCUUCAUCAUAUUAUUGGGAGCAAAGAAACUAGCUAAUAGAGUGUGUGUAAAUUCCAUUAUACUAUUCCAUAGAGAUCUUACCAAUCGAACUUAACCUUCUACAAGACAAUUUAUGGUGCUAUAUAUUCACACCCAAAAAAAGAUGGUAACAUAUAUUAUGUUAAGUAGUUUAAUCAAUCAUGUCAAUUAUUGAAUGAGUCUUAA
Arachis ipaensis is the source of this 2623-nucleotide messenger RNA. The record is from RefSeq and is a predicted model, not a curated record. Lineage: Eukaryota; Viridiplantae; Streptophyta; Magnoliopsida; Fabales; Fabaceae.